This is a messenger RNA of Symbiodinium sp. CCMP2456, 985 nucleotides long. NCBI's taxonomy places the organism in Eukaryota, Dinophyceae, Suessiales, Symbiodiniaceae. The record is from the annotation of a GenBank genome assembly.
AUGGAGCGGCCUGGGCAAUGGGCCGCACAUCCAUCACAACCUCGGAUGUGGUACGCUGGUCCGCCCUACGGGAGCCCUGGGAUGCAACAUUCUGGUAUGCCCUACGGGGCUCUUCCUACGCAAUAUGUGCAGCCUUGGCCUCUGGCAGCACUUCCUGCGCACACUUCGCAUCCAGCAGCAAGUCCUUGGGAGAUUGCGCAGACUUCGCAUCGAGCAGCACAGCCUUGCCAUAUUGGAAGCCAACCCACCGCACAGCCGGAACAGAAACGAGAACCUAACCCAACAUAUUGUAUGGUUGAUGAAAAGACCGGACGUUUCAAGUCUUUAUCAAGCAUCAGUCAGGUCAGCGGUGAGAAGUACGAAGGUAUGGUAUCUCAGAUUUUUUGCACAAGUGGUCCUCGAAAACUUCGUGCAGUCACCGCUCAAAAGUCGGAGGAACGAGAGCGUUUAGAGACAUGCAGGGCGAAGGUUGCAGAGUUCCUGCGAAAAACUGUCUACGGCCCUUUUGCGAAUGGAAUGAACACAAGAGGUGUCGGGGAGGAGCUUGCCGAAAUUGAUUCUGUGUACACAGGUUCUUUCGAGGCGUUUGCUGACAACUACAAUGCACUAGGCAAAGUCGUGGUCGCUGCUGACGCAGAUGUGGAGAUAGUGCUGGUGGAAAUUUGUUCGGACAGCCGCUUCGUUGCAAUGAAACUCUACCAGAUCGAGAUCCAAUGUGCUCUCGUUAAACGCAGAGGAUACUUGGUGAGAGACAACGAGUAUGGUUGGGAGCCAAUUCAUCUUCAACCGCAGACCACAGGCUUUGCGAUCGUGUUCAACCGAGCAGCACUCAGCAUCGACACACAGAAAUUGGCUGGAGAUUGUCAGCUCACCAAUGUCUUGGGCUUGCUCGAGAACAAGAAGCUGCACAUUCUCUACUUUUCACCAGAGGCCGCACUGCCUGCAGCAUUGGCAAGGGCAACCGAGGCACUACGACUGGCACAAG